AUGCAGAAAACGAGCCCGACUCGGGCGGACCAGCUCAAAGCUUCCAACUUGUUCACAUUCCCGGAAAAAAUCCGCGACUAUUUGGUCUUCUCCCUGCGUGUGGGCCUCCUCCUCUGCUUCCUCGCGUCGAUAUCACUCGCCAUCUUCUCCGCCUUCUCUCCCAAGUCCCAUUGGCUCUCCAUCCCCUCCAGCACCCAAGCCCAACCCGAGUCCAGAACUUCCGGACCCGAACUCGGAUAUGAACGAACUAAUAUCUCCCACAUUCUCUUCGGCAUCGGAGCCUCCAUCGCCACGUGGAGAGAGCGGAGCCGCUCCACCAAUUUAUGGUGGGACCCGAAGUCGACACGCGGCUUCGUCUGGCUCGACGCGAAACCCGAUAACCAAACCAGCAACGUCUCGGGUUCAAUUCCGUACCGGGUCUCGGAGGACUGGACCCGGUUCAAAUACUCGAGUUCGCAAUCCGCGGUUCGUAUCGCCCGGAUUGUGUACGAGAGCUUUAAGCUCCGGGUUCCCAACGUGAGGUGGUUCGUGAUGGGAGACGACGAUACGGUGUUUUUCACUCACAACUUGGUUUCGGUGUUAGCGAGGUACGAUCACAAUCAGAUGUACUACAUUGGAGGGAACUCGGAGAGCGUCGAGCAGGACGUGAUGCACGCGUACGAGAUGGCGUUUGGUGGCGGUGGGUUCGCCAUCAGCUACCAGCUCGCGGCGCGCUUGGUGGAGCGGAUGGACGGCUGCCUGGAGAGGUACUACAAUUUCUACGGCUCUGAUCAGAGGGUGUGGGGCUGCGUGAGCGAGAUGGGUGUGCCGCUCACUAAACUGCGUGGGUUCCACCAGUUUGAUAUCAGAGGGGACGCCUAUGGGAUUUUAGCUGCGCACCCAUUGGCACCACUUGUGUCACUCCACCACCUGGAUACCUUGAAACCCCUCUUCCCAAACCAGACCCAUUUGGACUCAGUCAAAUCUCUUCUCCGUGCAUAUCGGGUCGACCCGGGCCGGAUUCUACAACAAAGUUUCUGCUACGACCACAGGCGUAAAUGGUCAAUGUCCAUUUCUUGGGGCUACACCAUUCAGCUUUACCCAUCAAUGGUGGCAGCCCUGGACCUUCAGAUUCCGUUGCGGACGUUUAAGACAUGGCGGAGUUGGAAUGAUGGACCCUUCACAUUCAAUACCCGACCCAUGAGUUCUGUCCCGUGUGAGCAGCCACUCAUUUUUUUCUUGGACCAUGUUAAGGUUAGUAAGAGCGGGCUUACUGUGACUACUUAUAAGAGGUUCGUGGCCAAUGGAGGACAGCAAUGUGAUAAAGAAGAGUAUAUCCAUGCAAGGGCAAUGCAGAAGAUUAUAGUCUCCUCAAACAAGAUGGACCCUCAGUAUUGGACAAAGGAGGAGGCUCCGCGAAGAGAGUGCUCCGAGAUUAAGAAUCGUGACGGCUUCUGGCAUGUGAAUAUGGAGAUUAGGAUUAGGGCAUGCAGACCCUCUGAAUCUAUUUUUGUGUAG
Molecule: messenger RNA, 1497 nt
Organism: Prunus armeniaca (apricot)
Lineage: Eukaryota; Viridiplantae; Streptophyta; Magnoliopsida; Rosales; Rosaceae
Source: the annotation of a GenBank genome assembly